AUGAAUAUUUAAGAUUAAGACGAUUUAGACGCAUGGCUUGUUGAAGUAGAAUUAGCUAGCUAAAAAAUUAAAGACUUAGCUUAAGGAAAGGUCAAAGUAGAAGAUUUUGACCGUAAAGAGAAAGAAAGAUUAAGGAAAAAAGAAGAAGAAAAGCGUAAGAAAGAAUAGGAAGAGGAGAGAUUAAGAAUGGAAGAAUACGAAAGAAAGAAAUAAGGACGCAAAGGAAAAGGAGUUGAAAAUAAUUAUUUGAGUUUUUGCAAAUUUUGUUUUUGGGAGUAUGAACUUCCCACACCUUAAUGUAUAAGAUGUAACAAGGACACAAUUACUUAUGAUUAAAGAAUGGAAGAAUUAAAAGGUAAAGUUGAUGAUUAUAAGAAGCACAAGGUAAAAAGAGAUGAAAGAAAAAAGAAGUGGGAACUUUGGAAAAAGACAUAGUCAAUGCUUUGGAAAAAGACAAGCACAAAUUACUCUAAAUGGGAUUAUUAUACAUCAGAAUCUGACUCUGAGCCUGAAAAUUCUGAACCUGUUGUACCUAAAGAUGAUCCAAAUUUUAAGGCCUUAGAGAUGGAUAUUGAAUAAAGAAAGAAAAAAAGAGCAAAUGAUAGAAUUAUUGCAGAGGGAUAUAAAUAAAAGGGUAACGAUGCUAUGGCCAAAGAAGAUUAUAAGUAAGCAGUUGAAAUGUACUCUUUAGGCUUAGAUAGCAUGAAAGAUAUAAAAGCUCUUUGGACUAAUAGAGCUUUAGCAUAUAUUAAGCUAAAAAAAUACUCUAAAGCUAUUGAAGAUUGCACUCGUAUUUUAGAUUACUGCGAAUGCUUCGAAGAAGGGUACACCAAAUCAAGAGAUAGUGCAUUUAAAGCUUUCUUAAGAAGAAGCUAUGCAAGAAAAGAAAAAAAGGAUUACAAAUAAGCUUUAGAUGAUAUUUUAGAAGCUCUAAAAUUAUACCCAAACGAUAAGGCUGCACUUGAUUUAAAGACUGAAUUAGAGUUUAUCUAAAAGCAUAAAGAGUAAGCCUCAAAACUGUUACCAAAGCAUGAAUUUGAAGUCCUCAACCCUUAGUCAGAGAAUCAAUAAAAGAAUCAAGCUGAAGUACAAAAUGCUGAAAAUAAAAAAUAGGAAAAUGAAGAUGAAGAUGAAGAAGACUAAGAUCUAGAAGAAAGAAAGGUAGAAAACAGAACAGAUUAAAAAUAAGCAAAAGUACCUUUAUCAGAAAAAUAAACAAAUUAGCAUGAAUUAAAUGAAGUUGUUAAAGAUUAAAAGGAAAGCGUAGAACUCUAAUAAAAGCCAGUAGAUGAACAAGAUAAAACUUUAGAUUAAAAAGCAAAAUUAUAAGAGUAAAAUAUAGACUAAACUCAAUAAAAUGGAUGUUAGAGUGAGCAAAAGUAAGUAAAAACUGAAUCUUAGCCUGAACAAAAUAACAAUAAAGAGAAUAUCUAAACUGAAAAUUAAAAUAAAGAUGAAGGAGAUAUAAAAAAACGAGCAUAGAAAGUUGAUAGAAAUAGAAAUUAUAAAAAAUGUGUUGACUAUUUUAUGGCGAAAGAUGCUUCUGAAAUUGACGAUGAUGAUUUAAAAGAAAUUGUUGAACAUAUUGCACGUAAUAAUGAAGCAAAAAUAUACUUUUUCGAGAAAAAAGCUACAGCUAGAAUUGAAAAUUUACUUAAGCUAAAAAAACAGUGCUAUCUCUUAGCUAACACAUUAAUAGAUGAUAACAUUUUAUAUCAGACCUAAUUUUUAAAAAAUGAAUGCCAUUUGUUGAUAUAGUCUCGUGUUUAGGAAUUAUUGAGUGAAAACUAAAAUUAGGCUUCUGGUAAUUAUAGCGAAAUCGAAGAUGCAUUUGAAGUACUUAAUACACUGUCUACUCUAGAGCAAACUAGGAAUAAGCUAUCAUCUGACAAAAAGACAAUUGAAUUCGUCAAAAAUAUGUGGGAACCUUUAGUUAAAAUUUAUCAAAAGGAACCUUAUAUCACCUCAAAUUACUUAAUCUUUGUAUCUAAUAUGUGCUAUGGCUAGACAACUGUUAAAAAAAAUUUAAUCACAGACUUAAACAAGAUUUUAAAUGACUUGAAUAAUAUUAUGUAGAAUGAAAAAAAGAAGUUUAGUUUUGAGUCUUUAAGAGAAAACUGUUACAAUUUAAUAGCAAAUUUGUUGACUGAAGAAUCUGUCAGAUUAUUAUUUAGCUAAGAUAAGUACACUCAAGUGCUUGAGACAGUCAUUAUGAGAAUAACUUAUUAUGAUUUAGCUUAAAACCCAAAAUAUCUUAAGUCUGCAGAAGCUGCCUUGGCUCUUUUAGUUAACAUCAGCUUUUAAGCUACUCCUUAAAUGCAAGUGAUUCUUAAGAGACUCUGUACUGAUUUAAUAAUUAUAGGUAGGUUUUUCAAGCUUAAUUGGAGAAACUAGCAAUAUUUUGAAGUUUACAAUAGAUCUCUGCAAAUAUUGGCAAAGCUCGAUUACACAGACAGUAAACUAGCUGAAAGACUAUUUGAACUAUAGGAUAUGUUUGAAAAUGAAAAGUUUGCAGGUCAUCUCAUCCGUUUGUAUGCUAAUAUUACAACAAACCCCUCUCAAGUGGCUAUUUUGAAGGACAGCAAAAAAGUUGAUUUUAAAAAUUUAAGUAAAAUCCUCAAAAAAUACAUGAACCAAGAUGAGGAGACAAAGUUUUGCAACUCUUGCAAUUUGGCUUCAUAUAUAAAUGAAUUCGUUCCAGAUUUAUUAAUUGAAUAUAAGGAAACAAUUCCUCGCCUAAUAACAGUUUGCAAAGAAAAGACAGGAAAUCUAAGAAAAAAUGCCGCUAUUUUCUUAGCAAAGUUAGCUAAAAAUUAAUAAAAUUUAGAAGUUAUUCGCUCCUUACAUGGUAUUGAAAUUUUGCAUUCUAUUACUUCAUUAGUCGUUUAAAAAUGA
Tetrahymena thermophila SB210 is the source of this 2895-nucleotide messenger RNA. Its product is annotated as tetratricopeptide repeat protein. The record is from RefSeq and is a predicted model, not a curated record. The transcript has 5 exons. Gene Ontology annotation, molecular function: protein binding. Lineage: Eukaryota; Ciliophora; Oligohymenophorea; Hymenostomatida; Tetrahymenidae.